GCCGACCUCUCCAAGAUGGCGGCCGGGAGGCAGUCUCGCGCAGGCGCGCUGCGGCGGGCAGCCAUGGCCGCGAUUUUGAAGCUGGAGCGGGUGGCCCAGGCGCUUGAGCUGCUGUUGGGGAGGCCCGCCGGCGUCGCGGCGGAUCUGGCCACUCUCCCGGCAGCAAAUCGCACGGCUUUGCUGGAAACAUUGAGGUCCAACUUGGCUGCCGUGGAGGAGAAGUUGGAGCGGGAUGCGGAGUGGAGCGAGCUGCGGCGCGUGCGGGCUGACGUGGCGAGCCGGGCGACAUGGCUGGGCGGUUCUGCCGAUGUGACCUGGGAAUUUGCGUCCCAAGUGCUGUUGUUGCUGCUGUGCCUGAAAGAGUGCAUGGUCCUCUUGGCUGCCACUUACAGCCCGGCUCCCCCAAACCUCCGGACAGCUGAGAUGGCUCCUGCCCUGAGCCCCGACACCCUCAGCAUUUCCCAGCAGAGGACCGUGCAGUCAGCGCUGCAGUUUGUGAUGACCCUGGGCCUCUGUCCGUACCUCUUGCCAGGCGUCGGAGUGCCCCUGCAGCACCGGACGGAGUUCAGUGCCGUCGUCCGAGAUGCGGUGUCGCUUGAUGCUGCCCCCAGCGCCAUGCUGCGGCUCUAUGCCAGCUGUACAGUGCUGCUGGAGGUGGCCCAGCACCCGUCCUUGGGCAACCUCCUCCUUACCCGCCAUCUCGGGGACCUCCUCGCAGGUCUGUGCCAACUGGGGUUCGGCCCAACCAAGGGGAAGGGCGAGGAAGCAAGGCCACCGGAGGAGCCCAAGGGCCUUACAGAAGAGAAGCGAACCCACUGCAGAAAGGCCUUGCAGAGCAUCUUGGAUCGAGUCUACCAACCCCUUGUUGUUCGGGAGCUGCUCAUUCUUCAGGGUGGAUCCAGACAGAGCCUGCGCUCCCCUGGAAAGGAGGCACAGCGGCCCCAGGCCCCUGCCUGGCUUCGGCGCCUCUGUGGACAGCUACUCUCAGAGAGGCUGAUGAGACCCAGUGGGGUUCAGGCUGUGGUUCGAGGCAUCCUGGAAGGAGCAGGCACUGGGGCCGCAGGUGGCAGCAAUGCUGAAGCCGCAGCUGCAGACUGGAGGAAAUGUGACAUGAUUGCCAGGAUCUUGGCUUCUUGUCCCCAGCAGUCCCUGUCCCUGGAGGAUUACUACAGGCAGGUGUGCCCUCAGAUUCUAGACUUGCUGCACAUUCGGGAAAAACUGACAGCUCGCCAGUUCCAGAGAGUUGCCACCACUACCCUUCUCACCAUGGUGAGGGAGCACCCUCAGCUAGCAGAGCAGUACCUGCUCCGGCCCAUGCUAGAGCCCCUUCUCCGAUGCUCCGAUAGAGCAGAAAUGGCAGUGGAAAACUUACCUGCAGGGACCGUAUUGGUGAAAGAGGCAGAGCUCAGCAGGUGUGUGGAAGAUGUGUUCAAGGUGUACGUGGUUGGAAACGAAUCCUCUGGCACGUUGCUGGAGUCCUUGCAGCCGACGUUGGGAGUGGUUUUCACUCUGUACUGUUUCACCAAGCAGAAUGUGUCUUAUUUGCGCUCUGCUUGCCAAGAGAUCCUGCUGUGGUUCUUGGAGAAGUCUGAGAUGGAGGUGGCCUUUUCCACACUGGAAGCAUUUGCCGGACUGAAUACUGCCAUGCAUUCUCUCCACCCGCACUGCCAGUUUGGCGUAGCCAGUGAAGGUGGUGCCCUGAUCGCAGUCAGAGAGACCGUCAGUGACGAGGAUGAAGUGCUCUACCAGAAGCUGUCCUGGGAGCAGUGGCAGCUGGAAACCUUGGUGGACCUGCUGUCUCACUGCCAGAAGAGCGGCUUAGCGGGAGACUUCUUCCUCCGCUGCUUACAGGAGCUGACUUGCAUGGCUGCGGAGGAUAAGACUGGUCUGGACCCUACUCUCUCCUGUGAGAGCCUCCUGGACCUGGAGCAGCACCGUGAGCAGCUCCUCAUGGGGCAGAAGAAGCAGCUGCUCAUCCUGCAGCUGGUGGCCAUGCUGUGCGAGAGCAUCUCGGACACCGUGUUCACGGAUGUGGUGCAGGUGGUGCAGUUCGUGGCUGUGACGCUGCAGCGGGCAUGUGCAAGCCUUGCCCAGGAUUCUGCGGGUGCUGUGGAGGCGCAGACGCUGAGCAUGGCGAUGGGGUUGGUGGCUGCCAUGUUGGGUGGGGCCAUGCAGCUCAGGUCGAGCGACUUUGCUGUCCUGCAGCAGCUGGUGCCCCUUCUGGAGCAGGUCUCCUGUAUCCACCCUGAGCCGGUCAUCCAGGAGCUCGCUGCUGACCUGCGCAUCACAAUCUGCACUCACGGAGCCUUCUCCACCCACACGCUCGGUGCGGCUGCCCAGAGCGCCCUGGGGAAGAAGCCAGGACUGAGCAGGAUGAGAGAAGCGACCUGCACAGGCCUUGCAGAAAGCCCUGAUGGCCAAACAGCUGGGACUAGCACCGGGCAGCCAUGCAGCAGUCCAGAUCCUAGCCACGCACGCAGCAGCAUGUCUGCUACCCCCAGUCCCAAAGAGCAGACCAAGGAAUGCAGUUUGGGGGGAGAGCGUCCUGCUGAGAGCCCUGGGGCAGGCCACAGCACCCGUGGACAGACCCCACAACAGCUGCAGGAGCUCCUUUUUGCCGCCUAUGACCCUGAUGUCCCAGCACGGGCAGCUGCCCUGCGGAGCCUGUCCCGCCUCAUAGCACAGAGGGAUCCAGAGACCCUUAAGAUACAGGAGAAACUCCUCCAGGUUUUCCUGGAGAACAUGGAGCACGAGGAUGCCUUCGUGUACCUCUCUGCCAUCCAAGGUGUUGCCCUCCUGUCCGACAUGCAUCCAGAGACAGUCCUGCCCAGCCUGCUGGCCCAGUAUGGGGGCACGCCACAGGGUACCACAGGGACCCGGACCGUCGAGACCCAGAUGAAAAUCGGGGAGGUGCUGAUGCGAGCAACCCGGGCGCUGGGGGACAUGGUGUCCAAGUACAGGGAUCCUUUGAUUCAUGCCUUCCUGAGGGGAGCGCGAGACCCAGACAGCUCCGUGCGGGCCAGCAGUCUGUCCAACAUGGGGGAGCUGUGUCAGAGACUCCAGUUCCAGCUGGGCUCCGUGAUGCACGAGGUGACCUCCUGUCUGACGGCCAUUGCCAGGACGGACCGUGAGGCCGAGGUGCGCCGAGCUGCCGUCCAUGUGGUCGUGCUGCUGCUGCGGGGGCUCAGCGAGAGAGCUACUGAGGUUCUCAGGGACGUGCUGCGGGACCUCUACCGCCUGCUCAAGUGGGUGGUGGCGUCCGAGCGCGACCAGGUCACCGUGCUCCACGCGCAGCUGGCCCUGGAGGAGCUGGACGACAUCAUGCGGCGGUUCCUGUUCCCGCCGCAGACCCUGGAGAAGAAGAUCGUGGUCCUGCCUUAGGCGGGCUUGCGGAGCAAGUUCCCUGCCCAGGCUUCGGGCUCCUGUGCGCCAGCCUGGGCUGGGAGGGCCCAGCAGCCGAGCCCCACCACCCCUGCUGCCUCCGGAUUUGCUGGGAAUGUUUAACCCUCCGCCAGGACGUGCCGAGCGUCUUGCCCACGCGUCCAUCCCCCUGACCUGGGCCCCUGCCAGCCUGCCCCAGCCACGACGUGGAAGCUGCCGGGCACCGAGGGAGGGCUCCCUGCCAGGGCAGCACAGCAGGCGCGGAGCCUGGGAGCGCCGUGCGGGGGCACCCCCGUGGCAUGGCAACGGCAGCCUGGCUCGGGAAGCAGAGACCGCUGGG
Gavialis gangeticus (Gharial) is the source of this 3721-nucleotide messenger RNA. It is a transcript of the gene TANGO6, whose product is annotated as transport and golgi organization 6 homolog. Gene Ontology annotation, biological process: protein secretion. The record is from RefSeq and is a predicted model, not a curated record. The coding region runs from base 16 to 3381 and encodes 1121 amino acids. The transcript has 18 exons. NCBI's taxonomy places the organism in Eukaryota, Metazoa, Chordata, Crocodylia, Gavialidae.